This is a messenger RNA of Macrobrachium nipponense, 2542 nucleotides long. RefSeq names its product cell division control protein 6 homolog (gene Cdc6). NCBI's taxonomy places the organism in Eukaryota, Metazoa, Arthropoda, Malacostraca, Decapoda, Palaemonidae. The record is from RefSeq and is a predicted model, not a curated record. Gene Ontology annotation, molecular function: ATP hydrolysis activity; DNA replication origin binding. Gene Ontology annotation, biological process: mitotic DNA replication checkpoint signaling; cell division; DNA replication initiation. The coding region runs from base 115 to 2256 and encodes 713 amino acids. The transcript is spliced from 10 exons. Gene Ontology annotation, cellular component: nucleus.
CGCCAUUUAACUAAGUGUAAACAAACCGCGAUCAGAGCUUAAGUUUGAUUGUGGAUUUUUCUCGUUUAAUUUCACGUUUUUGACGAUUAUUUACGCCAUUUUAAGUAAGUUAAGAUGCAUAGAACCGGAACUCAAAACAAGCUAGAUUUCCCGAUUCGUAAAGCAACUAGGAACAAGAAAGUAUCUCAAGCACUUGAAAAUGAGAAUAAAACCACGCCAAGUCCUGGUAAAAGAUCACGGGGUAGGCCCAGGAAGAUUGUUGCGGACCUUGAAGUUGAAUGUACGACUACCAAAAUACAAACCAAGACUAGAGAAACUCAUUCAGUUAAUAAUGGCACACAUCAGGAGGCCAAGGACAGUCUUUUGGAUCGUACCCCAACGAAGAGGAAAAUUGACAGAGAAAAUGACAAAGAAAAUGGUUGCAGCCCCCAAAAGACAUCCCCAGCUUAUUUGCAGACAGAAAACCAAAAGAACUAUGAGGAUCCUAAGGAAAAUACAUCAGAGACUGCUGACAAUGACCAAGAUAGCAGAUCUGGAGGACCAAGAGUACCUUUCAGUCCAUUAAAGAAUAGCACUGUAAAUCCCAGUCUGAAUGCCAACGAAGUCAUUACACGCUCCAAAAGUCCGUUCAAGUCUCCAGCAAAACCUUCCCUCAGCAGUGUCAGUAGCCCCCACAAAAGUAUAAAAAGACUCACCUUUCAGAGCCCUUCCAAGUCACCAUUGCGACGUCUUGAACUGAGUAGCCCUGCGAAGUCUUUGUUGAGAGGAGCGUAUAGUCCUAUCAGACAUUUGGGAAAGGGUGUUGCCUCAGAGAUCGACAGCCCCAGGAGAUCGCCCAGGAAGCUAAAUUUUGAACCCAGUAGCCCACGAAGAUCUCCCAGAAAAUUGCCUAUGUCUCCCAGGAAAUUCAGUAGCCCCUCAACUUUAGUGUCUAGUCUUUCACUGUCUAGUCCUUCUAGUACCAAGAAAGCCAUAUCUGUAGGGUUAUUCAAACCUGAUGUGACUGCGUAUCGAUCUGUACGGCAGACUUUGAAUUCUGGAACUCCCACAACACUGGUUUGUCGUGAGGAACAAAUAAGUGCCAUGAAAGAUUUUCUGUCGAAGCAUCUUGAAAAGGGAAAACCGGGGUCUCUCUAUAUCUCUGGAGCCCCAGGCACUGGCAAGACUGCUUGCCUUACUUCCCUUGUAGCCAACAUGAAGGAGAAACAGUUUAGGCAGAUCUUUUUGAACUGCAUGACUGUGAAGACGUCUGCAUCUAUAUAUGGGAAGAUUGUUUCAGGACUUGGUCUUCAACCUCGAGCAACGGAGAAGGAAAAUUCGAGGCUUAUAGAAAAAACUCUUAUGUCUUCUAAGAAUCCUGUUUUAAUCAUAUUGGACGAGAUUGAUCAGCUAGACAGCAAGAAUCAGGAGGUUCUUUAUUCUAUUUUUGAGUGGCCAUCAUUGAAGGACUCCAAACUGGUUCUUGUCGGAAUUGCCAAUGCCCUGGAUCUCACAGACAGAGUGCUACCCAGACUCCAAGCCAGGCCUACUUUUAAGCCGCAGCUGUUACAUUUCCCUCCUUACUCCAAAGCAGAAAUAGUCAAGAUUCUCAAUCAAAGAAUAGAAGAGGCUGGGCUAGAGGAUGUGCAGAUUAUACGGCCAUCAGCCAUUCAGUUCCUUGCUGGCAAAGUUGCAGCUGUGGCUGGUGACGUCCGCAAGGCUUUGGACGUAUGUCGGAGAGCUGUUGAGCUGUGUGAAAUUCAAGCAAGGAGACAGUCUGUGUUGAAACCAUCAUUGGGGAGUCCAAGAAAGUCACCGAGAAAAUCCCCCCAGAAGCAAGGAGCAGGCCUAAAGGUUGUGGAGAUUCCUCAGAUCAUGGCCAUCUUCAACGAGGUGUAUGGGUCUCGUGUCAUUUCCGCUGUUCAGAAUGCCCCUGAGAGUUUUUCGUUGCAACAGAAAUUGUUGAUCUGCUGUUUGUUGAUGUUUCUGAAGCAUGCAAAGUCAAAGGACAUUACUCUGGGAAAGUUUCAUGAGUUGUACACUAAAAUCUGCAAGAAGCGUAGCAUCCCAGACAUGGACCAGAGUGAAUUUUUGUCCCUUUGCACGCUUCUAGAAUCUCGCGGAAUGUUACAAGUCAAACGUGCCAAAGAAGUUCGAAGCUCAAAGGUAAUUCUGCGUCUAAACCCGGAGGAGGCAGAGAGAGUCCUUGGAGAUCGUUCUCUCCUAGCUGCUGUUCUAGAAGACAAAGAGUGUUUAGGGAAACUAUGCAAAAAAUAGUUAUACUGAAUUUCAGCUUUCAGCAUCAGUUUUAUAUGGCACUCAGUGUAAAUAUAUCUUUUGAAUAUUUUACCCGUACGUUUUUGUAUAUAUUUUGUAAGACGUAAGUUUUUUACUCUUAUUAUUUUAUCAUACACAAGUCAUUUCAUAUCUUUUAUGUUGUAGGUACUGUUUGUCAUAAUUUAUUUUAAUCAAAAUCUCAUUUCAUUAGAAUAAGUCAAUAGAUCAUUGUAGUUUUUACCGUGACCCGGUGUCUCAUAUUGUUUGACAAUAAAUCUUGUAAAAA